This is a messenger RNA of Amoebophrya sp. A120, 832 nucleotides long. The record is from the annotation of a GenBank genome assembly. NCBI's taxonomy places the organism in Eukaryota, Dinophyceae, Syndiniales, Amoebophryaceae.
GUGGCUUCCUUUGUGUUUGCCACUGACCGUCUAGCUGAACAGAAUAACGUUGACGAACGACGGUCCUGUCAUCAAAACUAUUGCAAAUAACAAAUGCAUCUCCACCAACGUCACUAAGUAAGUUGUAUCAAUAAAUUUGAUCACUUCUUGAACUUCGCGGGGAAGAGCCUGCCAAAAUGUCGCCUUGCAGCGGUCCUGUGACGAUGGGCACUACUACCGUCCCGGCCAGGGCGGGCGAACGGGACGAACGGAUCCCCGAUCAACCUCCCUCCGCCUGCUCAUCAGGCAGUCUGCCGUCCCAGAUCACGCGGCCUGCCAAGCACCCGGUGAGCAUGGACAAUUCUACAACCUAUUUGUCCCGCCGCGUCAACACGUUCCCGGUUCCGGAGUACCUGAAGCUGAUUUCACAACAGCCUUUGUACGAUCCCGAGACCAACCCGGAGGGGGUCAUUCGGUUCGGAGUGGCGGAGAACAAGCUGCUGGCGUCUCGAUUCCAACACCGACUCGAACAAUGCCGGGUCAAAGUAUCCUGCGGGACCCACUUUUCCUACGGGCACACCGACGGCACGCCGCAGCUCAAGGACGCCAUGGCGCGGGUGUUGUUAGACCACGUUUUUGUGGAAAGCGAUGAGGAUGAGGACGUUCCUCAUGUUGCUGCCUUGCCAGACGGCGACAAGGACAACCCUAACCCAACCACGAUCCCGCACGAGAACCUCUUUAUAUCCAACGGACUGGCCUCGAGCAUGCAAAUCCUGGCCCUCACGGUGGCGGACUGCGCGACGGACCGGGCCCCCGACGGCAGGACCGACGCCAUCAUGUACUUUUCGCCGCG